UCAUACUGUGCCAUGAAUAGAUCUGAUAGUAAGACUUGAUUGUGUUGUUGAUGUUUAUAUAGUUUUAUAGUAAACAGUAGCUAGGUGUUUUGAUGUGUCAUCCGAUCACAUGGAUAUAUUUAUGGACUUAAUAUGAUUUAAUAUACACGAGCCCAUAGUUUGAUUUGAGGAGAUUUUGUUUUGGUGAAAGAACAAAACUAGAUGUAAUUUUUCAGAUUGUCAUUUUGUGGAAGUUUGAUGUUUUGUUUACCAAUGUUAAAAAUAUCUGAAAUUAUCAAUGUGGAGAUACAGGAAAAUAAGUAAAACAUGUCUGUAAUGUUAUCCAAACAUGUUUUCAUCUACCUUACACUAAAUGAAAUUUAGUUAUUUUUUUUUAUAGAAAACUAAUAACAUUUACAUGAAAUUUUCAAAGAACUGUUUUCAAUGGGAGACAAUACAAACAUAGUAGUCAUUAUCUAGAGAUGAAAAGGAAGAUAAAUGCCAAAGUGAAUAUAUAACUAAAUUAUUUACCGACAAGAACUCAGUAUGUAGACCUCCUCAAAGAUAACCAGCUGAAUUAAUCAUCAGUGAUUUAAUGGGGCAGUUGAAUAUUUAUAAACUGUCAAGUCUAUAGUUCGAUUGGAUUUAUUGAUCUGGGAAUAAAAUCAAUCAGUUUUACACGUUGUUCAUGAAUUAUGAAUCACCUGUGAUUAGAGGUUAAUACAUGGCGUAACUACAGUUGUGGGUUUUUUACUCAAAGAUACAGGAUGAUCUCUUCUUUGACUAUAAGGAACCUCUUAUUGAGGACAGAAGAGGAUGCAAAAUUUAGUCGUAUUUUAAACAAACAAAGAUAUCAUCGUGAUCAGUUAACUCAUGCAGAUUCUCAACAUAAUAAAUCAUUACAAUAUAAUAAAACAGUGCUUAAUAGAAGUUAUUCACAUGGAAGUGAUAAUUAUCAUUCACAGUCAUCUAAUCAACAAACACCAGAUAAAAACCAAUAUCCUAGAGCUGCCUGGACUAGUCAAGAGAAUAAAAUUUUAAAUACACCCCGUCCUAAUGAAACACAUCAUGCCAGUAAUAACCUUUUACAAGAUGUAUCUAUUGAAGAUUGUGAGGUCAAAAGUAACAUAAGUUUAUUAGACUCUGAAUCAGUUUAUUUGCCAAUAGAUGGCGCUAAAACACCUGUUACACCCAAGAGACCAAUGACUGCACCAUCUUCAGAUUCAUCCAAUGUGAACUCUAAUUCUGUGUUAACAUUUACCGUUCGGGAGCGACCUCAAACAGGUUUCAGUGAAAGGAAACAAGAAACUAGAUACGAGGCAUAUGACAGACGACCUAUUAAACCUUUAAAUCAAAGCCUUGGUAGAGGAAGUAAAAGAAAUUUUGACUUUUCGCCACCCCAACCAUCUGGAUCAGGACCCGCGAUAGGUGUAAAGAAACAAACACCACCCACUGCCAUGAGUCAGGAUUACGAUACAAGUAUAGACCAGAACAAUAGUGAUCAGGAGAACAUAGAAAUAGAUCCCAUACCUACUGGUGGGCUAAGUAUCAUAAAAGAUGUGAUCGGUAAUCGUAAAGCACAGGCUUUAAAUCAUCAUAGCAACAGUGAUACAAAUAAAACUAAAGUGAAACUAGACAGAUCUUCUAGUCUUAAAACCAGUGACAGAGUGGCCAAACCACGAACAAAUUACAAUGCUGACAAAUAUUUAAGUUCUUUAAAUAGUACAACAUCUAGUGGUGUUCAGACAUUGUUAAAUAAUAAGUCAAAAGACUCAAAGAAAGGAUCUACGUUAAUUGCUACUAAAGAUUCUGGAUAUUCAUCACGACCGUCCAGUGAUGCUGUGCUAUGUGACACAUCCAAUAUUGAUGAGCAAAAAGCAGCAACAUCUAUUCAGGCAUUUUGGAAAGGUCAUAGAACACGACAGUGUAAUCCUGAAGUUGUGUCUGUACGUAAUGAAAUAAGAGCACGUCAUGCUGAGGAACAUAUCGUAUUAUUGCAGACGGAAUUAGAAAGACAAAAAAAGAUUUGUGAAGAUGAAAAGCGUUUUAGAGAUUUACAAAUGGAAGCUAUUAGGAGUUUACGACAAGAAGUUCAGUCUUUACAAAAUUGGAAGAAUGAAAUAUUAAGUUGCCAUAGUUUAGGUGAUAGUCAAGGUUCUACAACUGCUAGUAAUAGAGCUACUUUAACAGGUACUACUGAUAGUUCCGUUACUGCCUUAUUAGGACAUGUUGAACAAACAAAUUUAGAAGAAACAUGUGCCAGUUUACAGUCACAGGUAUUUCAGUUACAAGAAACAUUAGAGAGUUUAAAUACACAAAAUACAGCUAGUACAGGAAUGCCAGAUUUUGAUGAAACAGAUUUAACUAGUGAUAUUUGUGUGACAACUAAUUUUGAUAAUGAAGAUGAUCAAGCCGAAACAUCUUUAACAUCUGGAAGAUGGAGUAGUAUUCCUCAUUCCCUAUCCCCUUACCCAUCAGAGGAAGAGGAUCAGUAUUUUCGACAAGUGCCAGAAUUUGGAGUGCCAACACCACCAAGAGGUUUAAAAUUACAACAUCGAGGAGAUCAGUCUCUUAUUUUAUCAUGGCAAAAAUCUAAACUUCUUGAUGCCAGUGGUAAACCCCAGAAAAAAAAUAUACUAGGUUACAGAGUAUAUAUCAAUGAUCACUGCCAAGCUAUGGUCAGAUAUUAUAAAAAUAAAGUUUUAAUAACAGGUCUUAGUUCCAAUACAAUUUACAAAUUUUAUGUUAAAGCAUUAUCAGGACUAGGAGAAUCUUAUGAAUCAAAUAUCAUCAUGGCUAAAUUGGCUUUUACCCAAUCAAAAACAUCGUUACAAAGUAGUGAAUCUGAUUCUCCAGAUAGUGAAAAGGAUCAAAGCAGUUCUGGGCGUAGCGAACAACAUCAUAGAAAACACAAUAAGAGACGAACGCGUAAAGAACGCUCUCCAAGAUCACCACGAUCGCAAAAUACAUCAUACACUUCAAGUGAAGCAAAACCUCCAACCCCUGAAAAUAGAAACGAAUCUGCAGCGGCUCUACUUACACAACCUAGAUUACACAAGCACAGACGCACAACUACUCGUGAAAAUCUUCCAUCAGAUCCUAAUGAUAAAUCAGAUAAUACAGAUAGUGACAAGCGUCAGUCAACAGGAAGUGAAAGAUCAGCCAAUAUUUCAUCAACUAGUAACAGAACUGAUUCAUCUUUUACUUCACCAGGUAGAGACUCAUCGUUGGAACAAAAAUCAACCAUUGUUGAAUCUGAUAAACCCAAAUUCUUUAAAUCUCUAAAUGAUAAUGCGAAUACAGGUAUGUCAGAAACAUUUACUGUAGAUAAAAGCCGUUCAUUUUUGGUAAGUUUAGGAAGAGCCAAUUCAUCUGAUGAAGGUAGUGGAAAAACACAUCGUAGAUCAAGUAGCAGAGAGCGUGAUGUUAAAGAUGGUUUCGUGGAACUACGCCGUACACAUUCCUCUGAUUUAUCUCCCACGGAAAAAGAAAAUCUUGAUACGGGUAAAACUCACAGACGCAAAAGAAGUAAAGAUUUACAGAAUCAGUUCAGUGAUCUUAUUAGUGAUUUAUCUGGAGAGCAAAAAUUAGCAGACGUACAAAGUCAGGAAGGAAGACAACUACCAGCAGGUAUUCCUAUUAUUGAUGGCAGAAAACGUCAUUCAUCAGGUAGUCGACCAAAUAGUCCAAUGCUAGAGACAGCUGAAAGCAGCAUUACUACAGAACGUAAACGAGUUCCUGUUGCAGACAGAUUCCUCAAUAUUAAUAGAUCUAGCACCCAGGGAUCUCAUGAUGAUGUUCCUGAAACCAUCCCUCAUAGACAACUUCCUCCUUCCCCAAAGUCAAAAGGUCAGAGGUCACCAAGUCCUCAUGGUAGUAAAGAAGAUUUAUCAAGUUCAGGUCGUAGGCGGACAGCUUCCUCUGGAUCAGACGACACCAACAAUUCAUCAACAUCUAAACAAUCAGCCAAAGUUCUUCAAAAAUUACAGCUCCUGUCUAAAUCACAUGAAAAGAAGCUGCAUAAUAAAUCAAAAGAAGAAUCUGUGGAGGGGGUUCAUGUGAAGGGUGGGGGGAGAAUAAGAAGAGUGAGUGAUAGUGAUUGUGAUCAAGGAAGUGAUAUUAAUCGUAGAGCUCCAGUACCCAGUGAUAGUUCUGGUAGUCAUUCAGAUGAUACAUGUAAUCAACCCAACAGAUCUCACUAUAAACAUCGCAGAACUCCAUCCGAUCAAAGUGGUGUUUUAAAUUUUACUCCCAAUAUACCAGUUGAUAGACCAGCACAUAGUCCUAUAAUAAUGGAUGGUGGUGCAGUUAAAAAAUCCUCAUCAUCUUCAUCCUCAUCCACAUCUAAUGUCAAACGCCAUUCAUCAUUUCACAGUCUUCUACCACCUAAACGUCAAGAUAAAAGUGCUAGUGGCGAGGAUUUAUCUAAACCUAUUGAAGAAAAUGAACUAACCACAAAUAAGGAAUUGUCGAAAAAGUCAUCAAAUCUGCGAUCAAGAUCCCCCAGUCCCAUCACAUCUCGCUUAACAACACCUGCCAAAUUACCCAGCCAGCAAGGUCGAAAAUCAAAGUUCUUUACUGACAUUCUUUCUUAGAAACUAUGUGAUUUCCAAUAAUACGUGCUAGUAAUAUCCAGUGGAAUGUACAUGAAUAACAAUUGGAUGGGAAUCAUUUGUUUUCUAUUAUUAAUUAUUUAUUCAUGUGUUUUGUGCAUGGUUAUAUAGUCAGUAUCAUCACUAUGUUGAAACCAUAAUGUACACAAAAGGAAAUUUAGAACCUUUGGAAAUGACAGGAAAGCAUCACAUUCAUGAUGAAGAUAUGAAAGAAAUGCAUUUGAUCACAAAUUUUGUGUUCUUAAUAUAAAUGUUGAAAACUGCCUAUUGAUAACUAAAAUUGUAAAUAAUUAGUUCAUUUUUUAAAAUAACUACACAUUUAAUGACAAUUCAUCGUUAAAUAUCAACAUUAUCAUUAUAGCACAAAACAUUCUGGAGUUUAAAAUCACUAAGAUUUUGUAAUUUUCAUCCGUGGAUACAAACUUCAUAAUAUUUGUGUCUCAAGAAAUUUAGUUAUAAUGGAAAAUAACUGUGAUUUCAGGCCGUAUUUUCAUAUUAUCUCCCCUUGGACAACAAUCUUGAAAAUGGUUCACACUGCAGACAUUUCGUUAUGGGGGGUAUUGGCACAGAAUGUGAUUCGUUGAUUCCAGAUUACCCUACCAAUCAAAAUCUGUGGCACAGAAAAAUUCCCCCUAAUCUUCCCCCAAGGCUUUGAUUGGUUGUCUAAUCAAGGUCAUCAGUAGUAUUAAUCUGCCAUUGCAGACCCAAGGUGCCCUUUUCUUAAACAUGUCUUCAGAUGUGACUUGAGAGUGAAAGUUAGAAUAAACAUUUUAUAUUACAAAGAUUGUAUCAGAACUUUGUCUUUUGAAAGUGUCACUUGCACCAUUAGCUGAUCAAUAUUAUAUGGAUGGCCGUAUGUUAUAUUUUGAUGACAAUAACUAAUUGUUAUAUAGUCAUAUUUUUAUGACAAUAACUAAUGUUCAUCAUGAUCACUUUCUCAUCUAGAUCUUCAUGGCUAUAAGAAUUAAUUAUACAAUUUGAUUCAUUCUCUCUUGAUGUUUUAUGUCCAUCGUUGUUUCACCAGGGUAAAUCAACUGACUUGUGUUCUUCAACACAUGAUGCACAUCAACAUAUAUAGAUUAUCAAUGUUGUUUCCUUCUUGUGUCUAGUGGUUGAUCUGUUAUAUUUGUUAGUUUAAAAAAAAUCCUUUGUAAUCGACUUAUUCAAUAGCUAUAUUUAGCUAUAGUAUAGUCUUUUGGAAGAAAGAAUGCAUUAUGAAACAUUUAAUUUUGAAAGCUGUUCUCUGCCAUUUACCUUUCUUUGUAUGUGCAUUUAUUUAUAAAUGAUUGUAUAGAAUUUGUAGAUAUUUUAAAGUUUGUUGAAUAAUAAUUGUUAAUGAUGUUCUACUAUUAACUGCUGAUUGUUAGGAGGCAUAAAUCUUUUGAAAAUGCUAAAAUACUAUGGAGUAAUUUGUGAUCAACAUCCAAGUGCCUAGAAUCGUAUAAACAGAGUUGAAAAACUUAUGUUGUAAAUGAUGUUAAUUUUUUAAAGAACUUUUAUAUUUACUAAAAUGAAUUUUAUAAGGUCUGUAUGGAAUUUAAUUCUGGUAUUUCUGUGAUAUCUUAAAUGCCUUACUUAUUUUAAUGUACUUGUUAUUUAUCAAUUUACAGGUUUCAUGUCAGAGUAACAAAUAGAUUCAUGAUAAGCAAUUUAAUUAAAGUCAUCAAUUGAUUAUUAUUUUCUAAAAGAUCUUCUUUAGGAAUAAAACCUGACAAAGUGUAAAUUUGAAGCAUUAAAAUAAUUAUUUGCAGAGCUCUGAGCUUACAUUUUAUAUUCCAAAUUUUUAUGCAUCUAGUUUGAACUACUUUUGAGCUGUUUCAGCUUUUAUUAGACUAGGUCCAAAACAAGACAGAAAAGUAGAACAAAGGCCGACUUUGAGGAAUUAAAUUUCCUAAUUAAAGUGAAAGAACAAUUAUUGUCAAAUUUUAAAGCCAUGUUUAUCUAUUAAGAGAACUAGAAAAAUAAAAUGGCUUUACUUUUUAUUGGCAUUUAUUUUUGUUCAUAUUGAUAUAUUUCAUGUACAUUCCUAUUCAAUAUGAUAUUAGCUUGUUUUGUUAUAUUAUUUGUUACUGAGUAAUGUGAUUUUUUUUUGCUUAUCAUCGAUUUUGUUAUUGAUAACUUGGCCAUAUUCCUUAGAAAUUCACUGAUGUGCAAAACUGUGUCUAUCUCUCCCUUUCCUAAUGUUUUGUAUAUUGUAAUCUUUGCAUUGUUUAUUGUACUACAUGUAUUUUUAAUGUGAACAUAUAGAAAUAUGUAUAUGAUAAUAUGAAACUGUUAUUGUAUAUUUUUGGUCAUGCAUCAAUAUUUUACUUGUGUAUUAUUGUAUCAUUUGCUUUUGAAACGGCAUUAAAACCAUUUAUGCAUAAGUCUA
This is a messenger RNA of Patella vulgata (common limpet), 6963 nucleotides long. RefSeq lists its product as uncharacterized. The record is from RefSeq and is a predicted model, not a curated record. The coding region runs from base 747 to 4574 and encodes 1275 amino acids. Lineage: Eukaryota; Metazoa; Mollusca; Gastropoda; Patellidae. The transcript is spliced from 15 exons. Gene Ontology annotation, molecular function: protein binding.